Molecule: messenger RNA, 1239 nt
Organism: Ilex paraguariensis (yerba mate)
Lineage: Eukaryota; Viridiplantae; Streptophyta; Magnoliopsida; Aquifoliales; Aquifoliaceae
Source: the annotation of a GenBank genome assembly
AUGCAGAUUGGCUCCACAAUUCCGGCAAAUAAUUCUAGUCUCCUUCAGGCCAGACAUGCCAACUUCAAGUGUAAUGGCUCACCAUUAAAGCCUUCAACAAUAGCUUGUAUGAAUGUGAAACCAGUUAUAUCCACCAAGCUUACUCGAAAGCACCUAUCAAACCUUGACAAACUACUACAAAAGCAAACUCAACCAAACCCUCCUAACCCAGAGCCAGUUCAAAAAGAAUCCAAUACUGGGUCACCUGAGAACAAAGGAAAGGGUCCCUUUGAAGGGCUUAACCUGGCCGGAAUAUGGCCGGAAAUGAAGGCUGCAGAGGAAAUGUCGCCGAGGAAUCUGAACCGGCUAAAACGGCUUCUUUCAAUGUCACCGGAACAUUCCCCGAGGAAUAUUCUUGGUAGCCGGUGGCAAGAAUAUCACGGCAGGAAUGAUUGGUCCGGCCUACUGGACCCACUUGAUGAGAAUCUCCGGCGAGAGCUGGUCCGGUAUGGUGAGUUCAUUCAGGCAGCAUACCAUAGUUUUCACUCUAAUCCGGCCAUGUCGGCAGAGGAAGUUCUGUUCCCCCGCCACGUGGCAUUGCCAGAUAGGUCAUAUAGGGUGACAAAGAAUCUUUAUGCCACGUCAUCAAUUGGUUUGCCAAAAUGGGUGGAUGAUGUAGCACCAGAUCUCGGGUGGAUGACCCAACGGUCGAGCUGGAUCGGAUACGUGGCAGUUUGUGAGAAUGAGAGAGAGAUACAAAGAAUGGGCCGAAGAGAUAUUGUCAUUGCACUGCGUGGUACUGCCACGUGUCUUGAAUGGGCCGAAAAUAUGAGAGACCUACUUGUACAAGUCCCUGGCCAAAAUGAUCAGGCCCAUGGACAACCCAAGGUGGAAUGUGGGUUCUUGAGCCUAUACAAGACACGUGGAGAUCACGUGCCAAGCCUAGCAGAGUCGGUGGUUGAAGAAGUGCACCGAUUAAUGGAACUAUACAAAGGUGAAACUCUAAGCAUAACAGUGACCGGACAUAGCCUAGGUGCGGCCUUGGCCUUAUUGGUAGCAGAUGAACUCAGUACAUGUGCCCCCACGGUACCACCGGUGGCGGUUUUCUCCUUCGGUGGGCCUCGUGUUGGCAACCGAGGCUUUGCCAACCCCACCGUAUUCAAAAUUCAGCCUUUUACUUUAUCAACUCCCGGGGAGAGGGAGGAAGAGGGUGCACCUCAUCCGAAGACCAAAUGGCCUGAGCUUUUGACAGAAAAAUAG